ACUGUUUUUGUCUUCCAUCUCAAUCGCUUCAAGUACAGCAUGCGACAUUGGAAUGCCUCAAUGGCAACGCAAUUCUGGAGCAUUUUCGUGCUCGUCUGCUUUUUGGUCGGAUCUGCGCACGCCGUCCAAUACCGUGCAACAUGCUUUGCACGCGCGUUGUAUUUCACCCAAGCUUCUGGCUGCGGUGAACCAACCUGCGACCCUUACUGCACUGGUUGGGUGAAAUUCGCACCGAACGGCAACGCAAGCUGGAAUGCUGGUGAACAAGAAUCCCACAGCCCUCGUUGGAACAUUGACAUCAACUAUGGCAUUGUGAACAACUGGGCAGGGACGGUGCAAUGGUUUGUCGACUGCGAAGACAUCGAUCCUUGGCCCAAUACCAACGAUGACAUGGGAUCAAGGACGUUCAAUCCCAUCACCCUGAACGGCAAUGAAGAGCAAGGCAGCUUGACCACCAAUCCUUGGCAAGGUGUCGAUCUCGGAGGCACCAUUGGUGGCGUUUACAACAUUCCUGCAGUCUACGUCUACCAUCGCGCCAUGUGCGACCAAUACUGGUAUGGUGCUCGUUGCGGCGAGUACUGCAAAGUCAGCGAUCCGCCGGCGUGCACCGCUUGCAAUUCCCCAUCAGGCGUGUGCACUUGCUCCGUUGGUUACACGGGCAAAGACUGCGAGUCCUGCGUCGGCCCAAACUACUGGCCAGUUGGCACGCCGGGACAAGCCGGCUUCCAAUGCGUGUAUUGCAAGAACCAAAACACUGCCUUUGCGUGCUACACGUGCGGCACAGGUGGCAUCAAAAGCUGCUGUGACGGCUGGACUGGCCCGAACUGUGACAUUCCAAACCUGUGCGGCGCGUUCCCGACACCCCCUUUGAACUCGAUUGCCGUCAUGAAUGCCACUUCUUGUAACUGCAACACUACUGGAUGCAUGUGCACCUAUGCAUGCAAGUCUGGCUUUUCUGGUGGCUCUGCUACGACGACGUGUCUUUCAACCGGGCCUUGGAGCUGGAGUUCAACUUUGACCUGCACGGACAGAGACGAAUGCGCUCCGGGCGGCGGCAACCAGUGCGCUCAAAUCUGCACAAACACCAUUGGCGACUAUACCUGCUCUUGCAACUCGGGAUACAGCAUCAGCAACGCUGGCCGCGGUCCGAGCGGAUGCACAGACCUUGACGAGUGCUCGACAAACAAUGGCAACUGUGGCCAAAAUUGCAACAACGUUCCAGGAUCGUACCAUUGUUCCUGCUACGAUGGUUUCCGGUUGCAGGGCGACGGCAAAUCAUGCUCGGAGAUUGACGAAUGCCAAGAAGGCUUGGACAAUUGCGACGGGAAUGCCACCUGCACCAACACCAUUGGCAGCUUUGAGUGCGCGUGUUAUGCCGGAUUCGUGGGCAAUAGCACUGUUUGCACGGACGUCGACGAGUGCGCCACUUUGCCUUGCAGUGAGUUUGCUGACUGCGCCAACUUUCCCGGCAACUUCACUUGCACCUGCCAAAUCGGCUAUGCGGGCAACGGCGUCCAGUGCGUGUUUGGAAAUUCAGCGGCUUUUGCGGAAAGCUCGCGGUUUGUACUCCUUUCUGACGGCGCAUCGAGCGCCACCUCGCCCAUCCAGUUGCGCGUUGAAAUGGUUCCUGAAUUUGACGGUACUCUUGUCCCCUUUAACGUGUCUUCGCUGGAUCUCAUCCUCGGCGUUGAUUACACUGUGGAGACCCCAUCUCCGCUGGUCUUCAAUCUCGGCGACACAUUCAAGUCCAUUACGAUUGUGGUGAUAGGCAAUGACGACCCCGAGCCUCUUCGGAGCCUCUUUGUUCAACUGCAAGAUUCAGUCAGCGCGUUUAACAAGUCGACAAUUGCCGUGGACGCCAAUGACAAUCCAAAUGCAGUGGUACGCUUUGCCGAGGAAUCACGCGCGUUUCGGGUGGACAUUACCGCUGGCACCUACCCUCUCACGAUUGAGCGGUACUCGUAUGCAUCACUCGUGAAUGCCAUCAAUGUCACUGUGUGGUGCGAUUUCCCAGUGCCCCAAAACAUUUCGAUCGUGAUUCCCGCAAAUCAAGCCACAGCAACAAAGGUCAUUCAGCUGCCAUUCUCGUCUGUGCCUACUCUUGAUGUCGUGCACACGUAUACCAUCGUAGAUGCAACGGUAACUGGCAGUGGAUCUGCCGCAGCUAUCGGCUACUAUUCGACUUCUCGCGUGACCGUGAACGCACACGACGACCCUUAUGGUGUGUUUGGAUUCAGCUUGACUCAAAUGUCAGUGGCGGAGAGCUCUACGGGCUUUGUGCAGUUAAAGCGACUCAAGGGCACUCUGGGAACUACGGUCGUCCGCGUGCGAAGUUUGACUUUGAGCUCAAGUCAAGCCAAUGGUGUGGGAAUCGCAUCCCCAAGCGACUAUGCCGCUGUUUCCCAGCUUGUCACUUUCAGUGAAAACGAUGUCGAGGCCCAAGUCUCUAUUGCAGUGCUUGCCGAUGGUGUCCCUGAGCUUGAUGAAAUGUUUGGUCUGCUCUUGGAGUAUGUGUCUGGACCUGGCCGUGUCGAUGCGACAUUGGCGCUGGCGUUGGUCACCAUACCCGAGAACGACAAUGCGCGUGGUGUUCUCUCAAUCACGCGGGUGUCCAGUUGCUUUGAAGAGUCGCCCCUUGUUGGUGGAGUUCCUCAGCUGAACAACACGGUGGCGAUCGAAGUCAUCCGCUCUGGUGGUCUGUAUGGUGCCGUUUCAUUUACCUGGUCGAUGCACAGCGGAAGGUUCAAGAACACGACGCUGUCCGCCGACAAUCGAGCAUCAGCGCCCGGAGAUUACACGGCCUUGUCAAGUCAAACAGUGACCAUUGCUGCUGGUGUGGACCGUGCACAGAUUCAAGUGGUGCUGCUUGCCGACUCAAUCCCAGAGUUGGACGAGUACUUUUGGGUGCAGCUGGAUUCGGCAAGCUACGGCGUGACCAUUGACCCAGUCAGCAACUUUACAGACGUUUGCAUCGGCAUGAACGACAAUCCAUUCGGAUCUUUGGCGUUCGAGCGUGUCAAUCUCACGCUGAGUGCGACGGGCGAGAGCCGUCUGCUUGUUCGCGAGAGCGAUGUUGUGACUGUCGCUGUUUCGCGUGUCGGUGGCACAUUCCACCGAGUGUCGGGAGUUGUCUCCAUCGCGCAUGAAACAACCAACUCGACUGAUUUUGCUGACAGCUCCGCUCGCACUGUCACGUUUGAACCUGGACAAAGUACUGCGUUGGCAUCGUGGACAAUCAGCGCGGACAGUGGAGAGGAGCCGACCGAGCUGUUCAAGCUUGUUUUGACGGCGAACGGAGCCAGCGCUGGUCAGGAAGCAACUUUUCUUGUUGGCGCGACGUCGUUGGACUCUACCAUCCCGUGCGCUAUUGAAGCCCAGGAUGGUGUAACCGGCGUUUUGUCUUUUGUUCAACCGACAAUUUCUGUUGUCGAGGAUGCUGGCAAGGUCACUCUGACAGUGCAACGUGUCGGCGGAAGUGCCACAGAAGUCAGCUUCCAGACCAACGCAGUGCCUCUUUCUGCAUCCGGCGACGACUUUGACGCGUCAAAUCAAAACAACAUGCACAUCAUGGCACCUUCGCAGACGAGUGUCUCGUUUGACAUUGAGGUUUCAAAGGACAGUGCUCCUGAACUCGACGAGACGUUCACGGUGACGCUCGUCAACGUGACUGGUGCGACCUUGUCGUGGAUGUCAGUGGCGACUGUGACCAUUCUGAGGAAUGACGACGUCAACGGCGUGAUUGAGUUUGCUCCCUCUUCGGGACAAAAUCCACUUGUGACGACCGUCUCCGAGGACUCUGGCUUUAUUCGGCUCCCUCUGUGGCGCGAGCUUUCACAAGUCGGUGUCGUCACAUUGAGCUUUGUCGUGACAACCGACCUCUCGUCCGAUCCCGUGUGCGCGUCUCUGUCGGGUUUGGGUCUGUCCUCAGCCCCAGCAAACCUGACACGAGAUGUGGACGCGGCGCCGUUUGUGGUGACAUUUGGAGACGGUCAAAACGAGGCUGAGCUCGCGAUACUGCUGCACGACAACAGCUUGCUGGAUGGCAGUCGAGUCAUGUUCAUCUGCCUGAAGGAUCUGCAAGGAGGGGCGCGCUUUGGUGCCUCUCAAGCGAUGGCAAUUGUCAUUCAAGAUGACGAGCAUGAUACCAACGAAUCAAGCUCCGCUCCAGUAGCUGCAGCUGCUGCGGGCGCAGCAGCGGGAGGCGUUGUUGUGAUUCUGAUCGUCUUGCUGGUUAUUGGAUUGAGACGUCGUCGAGGACGUUCGAACUUCUCUGGAGCCUCCAAGGGCAAGCAGCUUUCCGGUGCAAGUGAUCCAACUUACGAGGCGGUAUCUCGUAAUCGAAUGUAUGACAACAAUUUACGAGUGCCAGAUGAUACCUACCAACCGGUACAGCAGACUGUGGUGCAAGAAGACCCCUACGAAUCACUGCCACAACCAACAGCUCCCGAUGAAUCGUUGUUCAACACCGUUAAUCCAGCUUAUGAGAAAGUCACCGAGGACAAUCCCGAUUUUGAUGCAAUGCGCGCGAGUUUCCGACCUUCGGUGCCCGUUGACAAUUAUGAAGACCUGUAUAUUGCGAGUGUCACCGCGUUCCAACAGCACCAGCGCUUCUCGAGGCAUGAGCUGAAGCUCUCAACACAGCUUGGCUCGGGCAAUUUCGGUGAGGUCUGGCUGGCGCAUGUGCCCUCCCGAUGGCUCGAAAAGAAGUCACGUCAAUCUCUUUCCGUCAGCGCAACGACUGUUGCCACUGUUGCCGUUGCCGUCAAGACUCUGAAAGCCGGUGCCAGCGACAAGAGCAAGAGUGACUUUGCCAGUGAAGCCCAGAUCAUGCGCCGCUUCAACCAUUCCAGCAUUGUUUCCGUUGUCGAAGUGUUUGUCGAGGAGGAGCCCUGGAUGCUCGUGCUCGAGUUGCUUCCGUACGGUGAUCUGCGCAAGGUCAUCCAGUCGUGCCACGCUCGUGGGUUGACACCAACUGCAGGAGAGUAUCUGCACAUGUUUUCGCAAGUGGCAAGCGGCUUGUCAUACCUUGCUGGGCUGCGCUUUGUGCAUCGCGAUAUCGCAGCACGAAACUGUCUUGUGGGAGCGGACUUGGUGGUCAAGAUCUCUGAUUUUGGCCUGUCUCGCGAGCUCGAGGAGCAGAACUACUACCGCAUGCAGACGCGAGGAGCGCUACCAGUUCGCUGGAUGGCGCCCGAGUUUUUGCUCUUCCGCAAGUCGUCGCCUGCAUCAGAUGUCUGGGCGUUUGGAGUUCUCAUGUGGGAGGUCAUGUCCGCGGGUGUGUUGCCAUACAAGGGCGUCGAUUCCAAAGCCAUCGUGCAGUUCCUCGAAAGCGGCCAGCGGCUGUCUCGUCCACCGCUUUGCAACGACAAGCUUUGGGCGUUAGUCUCAAGUUGCUGGAGUUGGGAGGUGACCGACCGUGUUGAUGCCGCACAGCUCUAUGCUGCGUUUACGCGAAUGGCAUUCGACAACCCCGAAUUGGAUUCCGUUCGCGAUCUCGGCGCGCUGCUUGCUUGAGUUGUUUUCUUGCUUGGACUCGAGUCUUGCCCCGUUCUGUUUGUGCAUGUUGUCUGAAAUGUUGAGAAGAAGAACUGUUUGU
This is a messenger RNA of Capsaspora owczarzaki ATCC 30864, 5596 nucleotides long. RefSeq names its product tyrosine-protein kinase transforming protein SEA. Gene Ontology annotation, cellular component: membrane; signaling receptor complex. Gene Ontology annotation, biological process: cell communication; positive regulation of kinase activity; multicellular organism development. The transcript is spliced from 4 exons. The record is from RefSeq and is a predicted model, not a curated record. Gene Ontology annotation, molecular function: transmembrane receptor protein tyrosine kinase activity; ATP binding; calcium ion binding. NCBI's taxonomy places the organism in Eukaryota, Filasterea, Ministeriida, Capsasporidae. Bases 40 to 5514 code for a protein of 1824 amino acids.